Racocetra persica is the source of this 126-nucleotide messenger RNA. NCBI's taxonomy places the organism in Eukaryota, Fungi, Glomeromycota, Glomeromycetes, Diversisporales, Gigasporaceae. The record is from the annotation of a GenBank genome assembly.
AAAAAGGAACUAUAUAUCGAUAAUUUGCAAAGCAAGGAAAAUUUCGAAGAAAUUUUCCGUAACACCGGCCUAAAUGUGAAGGAUAGAUUUGUGGUAGGAAUGUGUAAAUUGGACGAAAUUAUGAAG